This is a messenger RNA of Fusarium verticillioides 7600, 3039 nucleotides long. RefSeq lists its product as hypothetical. NCBI's taxonomy places the organism in Eukaryota, Fungi, Ascomycota, Sordariomycetes, Hypocreales, Nectriaceae. Gene Ontology annotation, biological process: iron-sulfur cluster assembly. The record is from RefSeq and is a predicted model, not a curated record. Bases 255 to 866 code for a protein of 203 amino acids. The transcript is spliced from 2 exons.
AAAUCAUCAAAUCCCUUCCCCAUACAACAAACAACCUUGCCCAUUAAUAACGACGAAUUGCUUAAGCCUUCAAAAUUAGCAUAGCACAUUCUGCACCUGCCACCAUCUCCACCAUCUCAUCUCCUGCAUAUCCUGUAUUUGACGACCCAUUGCUCUCUCCCUUGCCGCGUCACCUCAUCCCAAAUAGCCUCAAAGCCUUGGCCAUCUGAAUCUGAGAUCCCUGCAUAUUGAGUUGGUCCAAGUUCUGCAUCGCAAUGGCAACCUUGGAUAACGCGAACCCAACUAUCCUGAGUGCGUCUCAGCUGCCUACCCGGCAGAAGAAGGCUGAGCCGCGUCGGGGUCCGGAUUCCAAAUACGACGAUAUCAUCUUCGCGAAGCCAUCGUAUCUUUCAGGGCCUUUCGGUCAAGGUCCGGCCAUAUGGCCCCGAAUGAACGACUGGCAGGAUGAGUUCUCAUCCGAAGCUAUUGACGAGCAAGAAAUUUAUGAUCUGAUCUCAACAAUCUCGGAUCCAGAGCACCCGGUAUCACUCGGCCAAUUGUCAGUGAUUAACCUCUCUGAUAUUCACAUUACUCCAUCUCCUUCUAUGGGUGUUCCUGACCCUAAUACCAUCGUCCAGGUGGUUGUGGAGAUCACGCCUACCAUCACCCACUGCUCGCUAGCCACCGUUAUCGGGCUGGGAGUUCGGGUGAGACUGGAGCAGGCACUGCCGCCCAACUACCGUGUGGAUGUCACCUGCAAAGAGAACAGCCACAACCAAGAUGAUCAAGUCAACAAACAAUUAGGCGAUAAGGAACGAGUUGCUGCAGCUUUAGAGAACGACACUCUGAAAGGAGUACUGGACAAGAUGUUGGAAACUUGCGCUUAGUCAUGACAUCGUUUCUAUUUUUGAAGGCCACACUCUUUUAGAAGGCUUCAUUACAUAUCACAGGGAUUCAGCUCGCUGAUCUUCUGGUGCGCACCAUCGGUUAAUGUCACUACAACAUAGAUAAGUGACCAAUACGAAGGAUGCGGAACACGAUCAUUCUCGUUCCGAAGCCGAAUGGCAGAGCGAAAAUACCACCUUGGUGACCUUCCCAUGUCUUGAAUCUCGGCAUUCAAGUUGGGGUAGUCUGGAUAGACUGUACCGUUGAACUGGUAAUGAGAGAGCGCUGGGGAAAAGAGCGAUUCUUGAUUGGAGAGCAAUGACAAGGGGGUUCUAUCAAGGAUAUUCUCAUCUAAAUAAGGUUCAGCUACCACGAACAAGCAACUCACGCUACUCAUGAGAAACCUUCCUCCAGUCCAAGUGCAACAUCGCAACGAGUGGGCAUUCCAAUAUAUCGGACUAUUGGAACCUGGUAUUCUAGGAGUAUCGAGAAUGUCACCGGUGUCACGUCGAGCUAAUUUUUAGUUUGAUACACAACACAUGGUUGGGCUGCAAUAAACGCGUGUGCAUUUGCCUUGCUGGAUGAAUACAUACGCACAUAUUCACAAUCAAAGAUAUAUGUCGACUCCUUCAACUUCCUUCGUUCAUGAGCCUCUCUGUUUAUUCUCUAUCCUCUCGUGCAUAAAAGCCGACGUCGACCAGAUUCCACGAUUAGCUUUCCGUUUUGGGAAUCAUCGUCGUACCAUACCAAGUAGCGCCCUAUAUCAGCAUGCUACUCGUGGAGACGUCCCAACGUCCCCCACUUCGGGUCGCCGCAAAUCCAAACGUCCCUGACCUGACUGAGUCUGGGCUCCCUCAUGGUUCAUGGUCACUUCAGUGAAGGCCUUGCCUUGAAAGGCACUGUAGGCUAUGGAACGGAACCUACCGCCACGAGACGUCAUGCUUGACUCUGUCGGCCCUUUUCAUAGCCAAGAGGCAAGGUCGUCUCUCAUAGGGCACUAUCAAGAGCUGUCUCUUUUGUGCGAUUUCUCCUUUCGUGGCAUGUCCUGCCAAGACUAGUAGCUCCCGUUUGGCAGGUCUAAAAGAACUGGGGAUUUAGACUUGCCGCCACACAUAAUCAUAUCAUAUACCAAAUCGGUCAAGCCUCACGGUACUCAACUCAUCGAUCAGUCUGUCCUCGAAAUCAUACAGCGCCGUAGUCACGCCCCUAGCUCCAGCCUCCAGGAGCUUUUGUCUUGGAGACUUCAUCCAUAUCACUAUCCUUCAGGGGUCGACCCCCGCUCCCCCAGUGUGUUUGCGGUUUUGUGGACGCCCAGGGAUCACAGUUGCAUUUCGCUUGGACGGUCUCAAAUGAUAUGUUUGGGGGAAAGCAACCUUGCCUUGCGUCUGCGUGACGAUCCCCCGAUCUUGCAACUCCCGCGACGCGAUCCCCCCGGUUCGAUACGAAUCUCGGGAUUGGUCCGCCCUCGACGUUGCAAAAGAGACUUGUAUUUUCCUCAGUGGCGAUCGUCAAGGUAAACAUGAUGGGAUGUAUUUGUCCGCAACCAUCAAUUGUCUUGCAUGUUCUCAGACACCACUUGCUAUCCCACAUUUCCUACCUCCUCGUGACGUGGGGAUAAGCCACCAGUGUCUUGGGAUUACUCUCUCUACAGCCAAUGGGGAGUUUUAGACUUAAUUGCUGAAUAGCCAUGAAUGAUAUCGCUCGUCCAACACCCCCAGGCUAAUGUUACACCUUCAGGUUAUGGCUUUAACCCUCAAGCCUUCACCGAGAUGGGUUAUGGAUGUGCCUGGCAGAUGGGCUCAUGCCCAUCGUUCCCGGCACCCUAGCAAACCUUGUGUCCUGUCAAUAAUCCCUGUCACGAUGCUUAUCAACCGCUUCGUCAUUCACUUGCUUGCCAUGAGGUUCGAACCGUGGUCCCUGAACGGGCAAGGGUUUCUAGAAAGACCCGUUGAGAUCACCGGUUAAUCGUCCCGUGGAAGCUUCCACGAAGCGCCCUUUCAAACUCCACCAUCUUCACUGUUGCUUUGACCUUUGUUUUAUGUAUGUAUUAACAGGACUGCAAGCUUCUGGAUGAACUGUCUAGUGAACCAACUGCGAAACCAGUCCAAAUCCUGAAUGUUAUUAACACUAGCUCUAAUUAUCUGGUGCGCGAUCUGUCGUAAAGUAUAACCAUGA